Akanthomyces muscarius is the source of this 1194-nucleotide messenger RNA. RefSeq lists its product as uncharacterized. Bases 1 to 1194 code for a protein of 397 amino acids. The record is from RefSeq and is a predicted model, not a curated record. The transcript has 3 exons. Lineage: Eukaryota; Fungi; Ascomycota; Sordariomycetes; Hypocreales; Cordycipitaceae.
AUGCGAGUAUUGACUCGUUCGCCGGAGUAUGAGAAAGAGCCUGUGAUUAUGGAAACAAUCAACGCAAUACAGUUUGCUGGCUAUGCAUAUGAUGCCAAUCUACAUUAUUGCGAUGGUACUCCCUUACCGAUGAACAAGAUGAGCCUUGCCAGGUUAAGUACAGACUCCCCUUCUGAGCCACCACUGCCCUCGCCCUAUCUUGUCCAGCUCCAAAGGUCAUUUGCAAACGCGUUAAAGCAGUUCUCCGUCGAAGAAGAAUGUGCGCAACCAUGGCCAGAACGGCAGGCACCUAAGUUUUGGAAUCGAUCUUGGCUGUUAUUCUUCCGACGUCUCUGGCAUUUUGUGCUCAGAUGCUUCCGCACUUGGAAAUACAGACGGAUGCUUCCUCCCUGCGAUCAGAUCUAUGUCAAUCAAAUAUACGAGUCCUCAUCCGUCGGGCUGAUUGCAAAGAGAGACAAGGGCAAUGAAACAGCAGCUCUAGCGCUCCUGGAAGCAGAAGCGCCCGAUGUACCGGCACCUCUCCUAAUAGACACAUUUGAAGAUGGCGAUGGAAACAGCAUCGCCGCUAUGACGCAAGUACCUGGAGUGCAGGCCAUAAGCGUCCUCUAUCGCAUGACAUACCAAGAACGUCGCCAAUUUGCCGAUGACCUGGGCGCCGCGAUUGCGCAAAUACGACAGAUCUCUAACAUGUCAAAGCCGUUGUUUACUGGGAUAUCAAAAAUUCGUAGCCAAGGGUCCAAAAUUCACGAUCCUUGUGUCGGCUACGAAGCCUGCGGUCCAUUUGAGAAUGAAUGGGAUUGGAACAUGUUCAUGACGGGCGGGAGACCCGAAUUUUGGCGCUCAAGCCAUCCCGAAGCGUUUUUAUCAGAGCAUGAAUCGAAAUUUACGCAUGCUGACCUUCAUCUGAACAACAACCUUGUCGACGCGGGCAAGCUAUCAGGGAUCAUUGACUGGGAGAUUUCGGGAUUCUAUCCAGAGUACUGGGAGUUUGCCAAAGGCAUGCACGCGGGGCUGAAUUCUAGAUCAUCUCGCCCUAUACACAGACAGAUAUGGCAAGGCAAAUACGAAGCGAAAGGGAAUUGGUGGAGGCUCUCAUGUCUGUUUUUCCGUGGGGGCCUCCGCGCAUUGAAGAGCGAAGGGAGACGAGUAAGAGCACAGAACACGAAAGGACAGAAAACACCAACACGAAAAUAG